GGUGUUUGCCGAUCGUGUUCUCCCACCGAUGACGUUGGACAGAAAGUUUAGUGGAGUUGGAAAUCAGCGUGAUGGGGACAGUAGAAGAGGCAGCAUCUGGACAUGUUAUGACCUCCCAAUGAGGGUGGGAUGGACAAAGUUUGUAGCAGUGAUAAUGGCAUGACCUCUCCAUGAGUGUGUGAUGGACCAAGUUUGUAACAGGACAAUCAACAGGGUUUGUUAGCGGGCCAUUACACAAACAUCAUCCAGUAACUGGGCCUUGUAACAGGGCUUGGCCAUGUAACAAGAGUAGAAAUCUGAAUGCUUGUCACAGGUGCUGUAUCUGUCGAUUAUUUUUUCUCCAGUGAAGUACAUGUACAUAUCUAGAUAAAGUGUACAGUUGUAACUUUCCAACCCUCUACAUAGAGGAGGAAUGCUCUUGUCCUAGGGAGGAGGUUGACAGUACUUGUACCAGGGGAUCACCAUUCCUUUGCUGAUGUACAUGUAGUGUACAGUUGUAACUUUCCAACCCUGUACAGAGAGGAGGUUGAUAGUACUUGUACCACGGGAUCACCAUUCUUUAGCUGAUGUAUGUGUACAUGUAAUAAGAAUGCUGAAGACCAUAUCAACGAAAUCCCCAAGUAUUCCCACAAUGUUAAAACAAUAUCUCUCCAGGGGAAGGUUUGUGAUCUUUCUCACAAUCCUUGCGGUCAUGGCUUUAUAUGUGUUGCAUCAUCAAAGCUGUUUCCUGAGUUCUGGGAGUGGGACGCAAAGACCAAAAGCAUUUCACAACCUUGCCCAAGAUGAGAUGAUGGUUAAGAGUGGCCUUCACACUCCAGCAAUAGAGCAACACAUCUUCUAUGGGAUUAUGUUUGAUGCAGGCAGUACAGGCUCUCGAAUUCAUGUCUUCCAGUUCAUGCAAGAUAGCUAUGAUUCACCUAUAAAGCUGAUGAAUGAAACAUUUGAGGCAAUCAAACCAGGCCUUUCUUACUACAGACAGCAGCCAAGUGAGGGUGCCAAAAGCUUAGUUCCGUUAUUGGACCUUGCCUUGACAAAAAUCCCGCUUGCUAAGAGAAAGAAGACUCCCGUAGCUCUAAAAGCCACAGCUGGGUUAAGGCUGUUGCCAGGCAACCAAGCUGAAGUCAUAUUAAAUCAGGUGCACAGUGUAAUCAGGAGCUAUCCAUUUCGAAGCCAAAAUGACAGUGUGCAGAUCAUGGAUGGCUCAGAUGAAGGAAUUUUCAGUUGGAUGACUGUGAAUUUUCUUCUGGGGUCAUUGACUGGGAAAAACAAAAUGGUUGCAGCCUUAGAUCUUGGUGGGGGAUCCACACAGAUCACCCUUGUUCCUAAUGACCCGGUUACCUAUGAGAAAGCACCAAAAGAUUUCCUGACUAAUGUCAAGUUGUUUGGGACCAACUACAGGCUUUAUACUCACAGUUACCUGGGACUGGGUUUAAUGUCAGCCAGAUUUCAGAUCAUGGGCGGUAAAGAACAUGCCACAACUGUUGAGCAUGACGCCCAGACUCAGACUCUCACCUCCAACUGUCUUCCUCGUAGCUAUGAUGGCACAUUUGAACAUCAAGGAAUAAAGUUCCCUGUGAAGCGUUCUUCACGAGGUGGAGGGUUUGAGCGGUGUUACAGCAGUGUGAAGAAGCUCAUCACCAGUCGUGACUAUUCGGUGGAUAAAGUUGAAGAACUGAAGACUCAGCCUGUGUAUAUAUUCUCUUAUUACUAUGACCGAGCGGUGGAGUCUGGGUUGAUAGAUGAAGGAAAUGGAGGAGAAAUACAUUUAAUUGACUACCAAACCAAAGCCAAUUCUAUAUGUGGCCAACCUAUAGAGAAGAUGCCCUAUUUGUGUAUGGAUUUGGUGUAUAUGUACAGUCUGUUACAUGAUGGUUUUGGUCUACCUGACAAUAAACAUUUAUAUCUGAAGAAGAAGAUUGCGGGUGUGGAGAUUAGCUGGGCUUUAGGGGCCAUGUUUGACAUGUUAUCUGUGGACAGUGGAGAGACCAGUUGACUGAGAUCAUUCCAGGAUUUGUUACGAGCAUACACUGGACGUGAAACCUGCCCUAAGAGAGAGCACUCAUACAUCAAUGCACUCAUCAUAAGCACCCAGUGAUAGAUUGACUGCUCAUUGUGGCUUGACUAGACAGGCCUCGCUAGAUUCGGAGUGUCGCAUGUGUGAAUAUCUGACCAUGGAGGGUGUCCAGUGUUAGGACUUCAUGCAAGUCCAGGGGACCACCAUGUGUUCAACAGAAACUGUAUAUGUGAAUUAUGAUACAACUAGCCAGAUGUCUUUCACCAAACUUUGUUUUAAAUUUCAUGUAAUGUGACCAUUGUGGAUUUUUAAAAAUGUAUGAUAUGAACCUUUAUUACAUGAAUGAGUUGAUAUUUUUAGUACCUAAAUGGGUUUAUCUGGAAGUCCUCUCCUGUGAUUUCCUUUUCUUUUGGAGUUUUCAUUUGUUCCCAGUGUUAAGAGGCAGAUCACCAUAUUUUGGUUUGUUUCGGGUGUGUAUGGUAUAAGACAGAUGAGCCUGUUUUGGUUUGUUCCCAGUGUGAACGGUAUAAGGCAAAUAUGUGACUGCUUUGACUUUUUUUCAGUGUGUAUGGUAUAAGACAGAUCAGCCUAUUUUUGGUUUGUUUCCGGUGUGUAUGGUAUAAGACAGAUCAGCCUAUUUUUGGUAUGUUUCCAGUGUGUAUGGUAUAAGACAGAUCAGCCUAUUUUUGGUUUGUUUCCGGUGUGUAUGGUAUAAAACAGAUCAGCCUAUUUUUGGUUUGUUUCCAGUGUGUAUGGAAUAAAACAUAUCAGCCUAUUUUUGGUUUGUUUCCAGUGUGUAUGGUAUAAGACAGAUCAGCCUAUUUUUGGUUGGUUUCUCAGUAUGCAUGGUAUAAGACAGAUCAGCCUAUUUUGGGUUUGUUUCCAGUGUGAAUGGUAUCAGACAGAUAUGCGACUGUUUACUUUAUUGGCAGUGUGAAUGGUAUGAGCGAAUCAAACUGUUUUAGUUUGUUCCGAGUGUUAAUGGUAUAAGGCGGAUCAGCCUUUUUUGGUUUGUUCCAAAGGUGAAUGGUAUAAAAUAGAUUGGCCUAUUUUGGUUUGUGUCGGGUGUAUACUGUUUUGGCUUUCUCAUCUAAGGCACUGUCCUGAUGUGUUAAUAAUGAGACAGGGCAAAAAAAAAAAAUAAAUGAGUAAGAAAUUUGUAAAUAUAAAGAAAUCUGAAUGGUUGUCAGGAAAGUACAUAAACAUAAAAUCAAGCCAACCUAGUUCAUGUUUUAGCUUUGGUAAAAUGCCCAGGGUUCUCCCACUAUAAUGCUGGCUGUCAUCGUAUGGGUGAAAUGUCCUUGAGUAUGGCAUAAAACUCCAAUAAAAUAAAUAACUGCAGUAGAUGGAGGGUCUAACAGACAUUAUCGAGCAGAGGAUGAAGGCAGUCUUGUAGACUCCAGGUCAGCUUACACUCAUCUGUUAGAGAUUAAACUGGCAUUUUCUGUCACUGAACACCAGUUCACGGAAGAGAGAGCUUAUAUUAUAUAUGUAAUACUAACUGUAAUAAUGGAUGUCAGUGUGCAAGUUGUACUCAAGGUGAACUUGUGGUUAAGUUGACACACUGUCACACCUGGCCAAGUUGUAAGCUCAGGGUUAAGAUGACAUACUAUCACACCUGACCAAGUGGUGAGCUCAGGGUUAAGAUGACAUACUAUCACACCUGACCAAGUUGUGAGCUCAGGGUUAAGAUGACAUACUGUCACACCUGACCAAGUAAGUAUGUGAGUAUGUGGUUAAAUUGACAAACUAGAAGCUUGAUACAAGUUCAGUAAUCGUAUGUCGUAUGAUCAGAUGGAGACAAGGCAGGGCAAGGUAUCAAAUUGUAUCACCAUGUCGUGGCUUUUGCAAGACACAAGGGCCUGCUUUGGCAUUGACAUGCAGUGAACAGCUCGGAACAAAGAAGAAAAAAGUUGUCAGCUCGGCAUUUGGAAAGGUGUGUUGGUUUGGCCACAGUCUUUUCCUCUUUAAUUCAUCAAUGAUGAAGCACGGAUAUGAAUAAUAUAAGAAACUUAUUUAUGGGAGUAACGAGGAGUAGUAUCAAAUCAUGACUUUUUGUCUCCAAUUGCUUUAGAAUGUAAACCAAGCUCAGCUUUUCAUUGAUCACUGUUGAUAAUGCCGCAUUAGUUGGUGCCAUAAAUUAUGUUCACUUCUAGCUGGAAAUGUGGGUGUUUGGAAUUUCUGUGGGUAAUGUUUUCCAGCUAUAUUUGCAACUGUAACAUUCUUCUCCAAUUAAAAUGUUGGAUAUUUUUUUAUAAAUUUUGUGUUUAAUUUUAUAGUUGACAAGUGGGUGUAUAAACAUGUGGAUACAUUCUUAGGAAAUAAAUGUUUCAAUUGUUUG
Liolophura sinensis is the source of this 4355-nucleotide messenger RNA. RefSeq names its product ectonucleoside triphosphate diphosphohydrolase 5-like. NCBI's taxonomy places the organism in Eukaryota, Metazoa, Mollusca, Polyplacophora, Chitonida, Chitonidae. The transcript is spliced from 14 exons. The record is from RefSeq and is a predicted model, not a curated record. Gene Ontology annotation, molecular function: hydrolase activity. Bases 590 to 1993 code for a protein of 467 amino acids.